ACGUGUGUUCUCCCAUUACAUAUUUGCUGUUAUCCUCAAAAUUUACGUCCGAGCUCCUGACGACGACUUCGAGCAUCAACAAUUAUCGUUUUCUCAAUUUUCUCUCAGAACUCAGGCACCCACAUACACAUCUGUCCCACAUCUGGACAUUCACCUGCCUCAAGCUGCCUUUAGUGUAUAUACUAGAGAUGACAUCAGUAUUUGGGACUUUUGUAGGACAGUGAUGUUAUUAGACUAGUGCUGUCAGUAAAUCCUAUAAGAAACUAAUUUGCAAAAAUGGAGUAGCAAGUGACAAAGAAAUCUGGGAUCAGUAAUAUCCUUGUCCCCAUACAGGUGGGAGGAAAAGGAGAUAAGUAGUUACAAGUGUGACUUUGUGAGAUCUGCAUUGAGAUAGACGAUUAGAGAGUCUAUCAAAUUUUUGUUUGUGGUAAGAAAUUCACAAUGAAAGCUGAGAUGAUGACUCACAUGACACACGUUCAGUUUCAUGCAAGUGAAGAGCCCUUCCAGUGCACACAAUGUGAUAAGAAAUUCAUUCAGAUGGCAGACUUGACAAAGCACAUCCAAAUUCAUGCAACUGAAAAGCAGUUUGAAUGUUCCUAUUGUGACAAGAAAUACACUCAGAAGGCUCAGCUUCACCUUCACCUACGGAUUCACACUGGUGAAGAACCUUUCCAUUGUACGUUCUGUGAAAAGAAAUUUACAAGGAAAGACAACUUGAUAAAGCAUGUGCGGAUUCAUACAGGUGAAAAGCCAUUUGACUGUACAUUUUGUGCCAAGAAAUUCACCCAGAAGUCUCAUUUAACCAAGCAUGUUCGUAUACACACUGGUGAAAAGCCAUACAACUGCUCAUAUUGUGAGCAGAAGUUUCCUCAGAAGUCAAACCUGUUGCGUCACAUAUGGAUCCAUACAGGAGACAAGCCCUUUGAGUGUACAUAUUGCGACAAGAAGUUUAUUUUGAAAUUUGAUUUAACACGUCAUAUACAGAUUCACACUGGUGAAAAGCCCUUUGAGUGUUCAUUUUGUGACAAAAAGUUUACCCAGAAGUCACAUCUGAUGCAUCACAUACAGAUGCACACAGGUGAAAAGUCUCUGAAACGUUCUCCAGGGGAAAAGAAGACCUCACCAAAGUCUGACUUGAAGAUUCCUGUACCAAGCAAUGCAUGUGACAAGCCUUUUGUAGACAGCAAACCUUUUGUUGACAGCAAGCCUUUUGUUGACAACAAGCCUUUUGUUGACAACAAAGGUUUUGCUGAAAACAAGGCUUUUGUUGAAAACAAAGCUUUUGUUGAAAAUAAGGCUUUUGCUGAGAAAGCAUUUGCUGAAAAAGCUUAUGCUGAGAAAGCAUUUGCUGAGAAAGCUUUUGCAGAGAAAGCUUUUGCCGAAAAGGCUUUCGCAGAAAAGACUUUUGCUGAAAAAGCUUUUGCUGAGAAAGCUUUUGCUGAGAAAGCUUUUGCUGAAAAAGCAUUUGCAGAAAAAGCAUUUGCUGAAAAAGCUUUUGCCGAGAAGGCUUUUGCUGAGAAGGCUUUUGCCGAAAAAGCUUUUGCUGAAAAAGCUUUUGCUGAAAAAGCUUUCGCUGAAAAGCAGUAUGCUGAGAAGCAGUAUGCUGAGAAAGCACUUGCUGAAAAGCCAUAUGGUGAAAAGCCAUUUGAGUACCCGUAUUGUGACAAAUUUAGACACAAGCAUAAUUUGAUGUACCCUGAGUGGAACUAUGCCAAUGGAGAGCCCUCUCAGCAUCCCAUUUUCAACAGAGGAUUCAGAGAAACUGGAGCAUUAGCUUGGCAUCUAGGCAACAUGCAUAAGAGAGACCCGGCAAGUGCCCAGUGAGGUGACUGUCACUCAUUUCGAAACUCAAACUCGCACUCUAAUUCAAACAGGACCUCAACUAUGUGCCAGAUGUAUAGAAGUUGAGCCUAGACCUCACCUUCGAUACAACCCUGAAUUGUCUUACUUUUAUUGCUAAAUGAAGAGGAUGGGUAUGCCAAUAUUCAGGUGUAGUUGAGGGGGAAAUUUUGCUCCUAAUUUUGAACACGAAAAGUGUCGGAGGAUAUCAUGCAACUGUGAAGAAGAAAAGGAGUUCAGGCCACUGAAGUCUGUGUAAGAGUGAAUUUUCCCAGAGUCCUGAUAUGCUUCCCAGUGAUUUCUUUUUUCCUAUUAGAAAAAAAGUAGAAGUGUUUUCUUAUAUGUAUAUUCCACAAAUGACAGGUUAGACACAAGAAACAAUGAUGAAGUUUCAUCAUCAGAAAAUUGUCGCUUUGAUCAAAUGUCAAGCACUCUCGCAGCAAUACGUCAUCCUCAGAACUCAAAUCAUCUAGAUUCUUAAGCAGUCAAGAUAUCUAUGAGCGUAUUAAUUCCGUGAAAGUUGUGUGUCUGGCUGUCUUCAGGUGUCAUUAGUACAUGAUGCCAGAGCCAUAUUGUGUAUUCUGCCUCGUUGUCAAGUCUUAACGUCUUGAGUCCAUGAAAGGCUGAUUAUUCAUGUAAGUUUAGAGUACAACUUGGUGACAGCAUUUGAUGAUUGAUACAAACUGCCAGUUAUCGUUUUGGGGAUGACUCUUGUAACUUAAAAAUUUCAAAUGUAAAUUAACAUUUUCUGUAUAAUGCAUUUACUUGUGUCAAGUAUACUGGACAGGACCUGUAAAAGGGAUGAAGAUUUUAGUUUGUAAAGUACACAAAAGCUCUCUGUCUCCUUGAUUAAAUGCUGUCCCUAUAGUAAUGGAGCUAAAUUUAGAAGAUUAGAUGUAAAAGAAAAAAAAUAAUAAAAAAGUAAAAUAUAAAAAAAUAGAAAUUAUGUUCUUUAUACAUAAAAUACUAAAACAGUAUUUUUAUUACUAUCAUUAUGAUUUUAAUGAUAUUAUAAUUAUUAGCAUAAGUUUAUCAUUAUUAUCAUUAUUAUUUUGUUUUUUGUUUUUGGUAACAGGUUGACUUGAGCAUCUUCAUCCAUUGUUUCCUCUGCAUUACGGCUUUUUUCUUUCCGUUUUCUCCACCAAGAGGGUACUUUGAUAUAUGUACAAAAUAAAUAGAUUUGAACAUAUUUUGAUAUGAGAGAGAAAAAAAUACAAUGAUAAUGUAAAGAUUACAUAAAAGAUGAAUAUGCUUAGACAAUUCUGUCAUAGAGGAUAUCAUCAAUUUGCAAAAUAAAUAGUGAUGAUCACAAGCCGAUUGACGUACUUGUGAUAUCUGUAAAUGUGAUCUUCCACAUAGAUUAACAGUCCUGGUGCAGUCUAAAGGGGGUGUCACACUAGCACAUUUUCUACUAAUUACCAAUUGUGAUAGUCCAGAGCUCUUUUGACAGUUUCUCUGUAUUUAGAUAAAAAAAAAAUUAUUGGCUGAAAUUUAUUGGUCAUCUGGUGGUAGGGCUUUAAAUGGAAAAUCUGGAUAUUGUGUUAAAUGUGAUGACCAUUUGCAAUGAUUGAGGCAUUACAUAUUUUUUUUUUUUUUUUUUUUUUUUUUUUUUUAAGCACAUAAG
Penaeus chinensis is the source of this 3463-nucleotide messenger RNA. Its product is annotated as gastrula zinc finger protein XlCGF57.1-like. Bases 442 to 1824 code for a protein of 460 amino acids. Gene Ontology annotation, biological process: regulation of transcription by RNA polymerase II; chromosome condensation. Gene Ontology annotation, molecular function: DNA-binding transcription factor activity, RNA polymerase II-specific; structural constituent of chromatin; RNA polymerase II cis-regulatory region sequence-specific DNA binding. NCBI's taxonomy places the organism in Eukaryota, Metazoa, Arthropoda, Malacostraca, Decapoda, Penaeidae. The record is from RefSeq and is a predicted model, not a curated record. The transcript is spliced from 2 exons.